Molecule: messenger RNA, 5113 nt
Organism: Owenia fusiformis
Lineage: Eukaryota; Metazoa; Annelida; Polychaeta; Sabellida; Oweniidae
Source: the annotation of a GenBank genome assembly
GGAAAAGGUAAACACCGAAAAUCUGUACGAGCGUGUAAAAUUUUCGCUCUUAUUUCUCAUAAUACAUGAAUUAUAGGGUGCAGUCUAUAGGUUAAAGUUUGGAAGCUGAUAAGAAGAACAUCACACCAAUGGUCUAAAAUGUUGGAUAUAUUUACAUGAAUCUACAGCGUAUGGAAUAAACAGACAAACAGUAUUACAUAAACUAGUUAUUUAACAGUGAUAUACACUCAUUUGUUUACAUCUACCUCUUCACAACAAUUUUACAUGGAAGUCUACGGAAGGAUUAUUUCUCUGUUAAAGAUGGGCUAGAUAUACAGCACCAUCUUUCUUCACUUAAUUACAUCAAUAAAGAUCUAUAAGUGUGCCAGCAGUGAGAGAUCAUAGACUAUGGCAUCAAGGUCAAACCCCCAGGUUGAUCCAAGGGCAUCAACCUCCAUCUCUGUGGAGACAGAGGAGGAUGUCACUAGAGAUCCAAGGGCAUCUUUUUCAGAAAUGUCUGUACAGAGUGACCCAAAGCAAUCUACAUAUCUGUCAUCACCAAUGUCCUCCGAAGACUUUGAAAAGCUUUAUACCCCUAAACCAAAGCGCCAGGUGUCACUCGUUGACCUUGUUGGAGAUAAGCCUGAACCAACGCAAGAAACACCAAACUUUGAUGAGAAUGACUUUGAUAGCCAUCGAAGGGAGGGUAUUCAUAUGCAUCAAACAUUGAAGUCCUUACACCAUAGUAGAGGGACCAAGGCCGCUGGUAAACAUAAACCAAAGUCACUUAAAAGUAAAGGAAAGGUUAAAAGCGUACCUGCAUGGAAGAAAGGCUAUUCACCAGACCUGUCAAAGGUGGAGGAAUUAAAACAGGAGAUGGAAACUUUCUCCAAGUCAAUAGAUGAAAAAAUGAAGGAGUCUCCAGAGGAAGAUGGAAAGACAGCUGAUGAAACUAAAACACCAAAAGAUGAAUCCAAGGUUGACCAUGGUGAUGUAAGAAUUGUAGUUGAGGAUGUUGAGCCUAGUUCAUCUACAGUUUCACCUCAACCCUCAUCUUCCCCUAGAGUUGGGUUCUAUGUAGGUGAAAUAGAAGGUGGUUCACCAGUGAGACGUUCAACCCCUGAACCUGCUGGACCCGAUGUUGUUGAUUCAAAAUUGCUGCCACCUACAACGUCACCUUCUAGCCAAUCAGUAGAAAGCGUUGCAGCACAAGCAUUUAAACGAAAUGUAUCUCAAGACCCAGUCCCUUCUACUAUGUUUCAAGUAAAGACAGAUGAUCAAAAUCAAGCAGACAACUCUGAAAAAGCCAAAAUUCCUUUGAAAUCCGAUGCCCAAAUCCCUCUGAUACCUGACAAGGAAAUAAAUCCAGAGAGAGAAAUUUCACUUAAACCAAAGCUUGAUGUUAUAAAUGAGCUAGAAAAUGAGCCUAAAAAAGAGUCAAGUGUGCCGUUUACCUUGGGGCCUUCAGAAGAGCCAUCAUUUUCUGCAUCUGCUAAGGAGCCUCAAGUGCCUGAAUCUGAAAAAGUUGAGCGAACAGACAGUGUGCCCAAAGUGUCCUUUGUAGUAGGUUUAGGCAAAGAUGGAGAAGAGAGUGAUGGACAUGAGGAGCAAGAUGGCUACAGUUAUGCCAACCAUGACUCUGGGGAAGAUAUACCUGGCCAACUUGAUAUUAAAAAGCCUCGUAAAUACUACAAGAAAAAAACACCACAGCUUAGAGUUAAUGAUCAGCUGAGUGGAAGAAGCAGGCGUGGUAGUGACAUUAAGUUAAAUGAAUCCUUACGUAGAGUGCCUACAGAGCAAGAUGAAGCAUCCAUGCUGAAGGGGGCUGAUCUUGAUGAAAUGGCCAGCAACAGAUUCCAGAAUCUUAAGGGACUGAGGCGACCCAAGGCACCCAAGAAUGCUAUGUACUCAAUUGUUCAAAUAGCCAAGCAAGAGUCAAAGAAGCUGUUUCCUCUAAAGAAGAAGUUUGAUCAUAGUCCACAUGAGGUGUUCGUUGAGUUAGAAGAGCUUGAAGUUGGAGACAACCAGGACUAUGAGUGGCAUGAGAAGGCAAGAUGGAUCAAGUUUGAGGAGGAUGUAGAGGAGGGUGCCAAUAGAUGGGGUAAACCUCACGUAGCCUCACUUUCAUUUCAUAGUCUGCUAGAAUUACGGAAAUGCCUGGAAGAAGGUACUAUUAUUUUGGACAUGGAAGACAAAGAUCUGCCAUCUAUAGCCUCAGCGGUUGUUAACAGAAUGGCAAUGAACCAUACAAUAAGACCAGAAGAUAAAGACAGUGUGCUGAGGGCUUUGUUAUUCAAACACAAACACGUCGCUGAGAGGAAAGCAUUUUUGCCUAGAAAUGUUUCAUAUAAGAACUUACUGGAUCUUGAUCAAAGUGAAAUGUAUAAGCGCUGGAGUCGUAGAAGGUCUACUGUCAUGCACACUAUGCGGAGAUUCAGUUUGAGGGGUCACACUCAAGAGGAGCUAGUCAUAGAUAACAUGGCCCACAAUGUGAAGAAGGCCUCGAGUAUGGAUAAAAUUGAAUCACUGGCGAAUGACUCAACAGACGGAAUUGCAGAUGCCCUGAUUUUAAACACACAGAGGGCACCACCGGUGCGAACGCUUAGCGAGGGGGACGGCACGCAUGUUUCAUUCUCUGUGCAUACAGAGCCUGACAAAAUUCGUGUAGAUAUUGACAAUAAUAUGGAGGAUGAAAAGUCUAAGGUGAAAAAAAUUAAAAGUGAUGAAUCAGAUAUUCUUAAACGUAUACCUAAAGGAGCGGAAGCUACUACUGUGUUAGUAGGUACUGUAGACUUUUUGGAAAAACCCACCAUGGCAUUUGUGCGACUUUCUCAGGGACGGCAGUUGCGGAAUUUGACGGAGGUUCCACUUCCUGUUCGGUUUAUUUUCCUCCUGUUGGGGCCACCUACAGCUAAUAUGGAUUACCACGAGAUUGGUCGGUCUAUUUCAACACUCAUGUCAAAUGAGGUUUUCCAUGAAACAGCGUACAAAGCUGAAGAGCGAUCUGAACUUUUAAGUGCCAUAAACGAGUUUUUAGAUGACUCUAUGGUCCUGCCACCUGGUGACUGGGACAAGAAAACACUCAUGCCAAUUAUGGACAUGGCAAAGAAAAAUCUAAGAAGAAGGAAAAAAGCAAAGAAAGCUGAAGAAAAAGCAGGAUUAGUGAUAGAUAAGGGUGGCAUCCCAGUAGACCCUCUCAAGAGAACAGGGAAGUUGUUUGGAGGUCUAGUGAAUGAUAUAAAGAGACGUUAUCCUCAUUAUUUAAGUGACAUUAAAGAUGGACUGAACUUCCAAUGUUUUGCAUCUUUUAUCUUCAUUUACUUUGCGUGUUUGGCACCUGCAAUUACCUUUGGUGGUUUGCUUGGAGAAAAGAUGGACAAUCUGAUGGGUGUCACUGAGACAAUGCUGGCCAGUGCUCUGGGGGGUCUAGUCUUUGCUGCAUUUUCUGGCCAACCUUUAGUAGUUAUAGGAGCAACUGGUCCCACUAUUGUUUUUGAGGUUGCCAUAUAUAAAUUUUGCAAAAGUAUCCACAUAGAGUUUAUGCCUAUGAGGGUGUGGAUUGGGGCCUGGGUGGCACUUAUGUCUAUCAUAGUUGUGGCCCUUGAGGGGAGCUUUGUCAUCCGCUACGUCACUAGAUUCACAGAGGAGAUCUUUGCCCUUCUCAUCUCAUUCAUAUUUAUAUAUGAAGUCUUCAAAAAACUUGCAACUAUAUUCAUCAAACACCCCUUAGCAGCGCACUACCCACCACCGCCAAUCUUCCCAGAGUUAAACUCUACAUUGGCAAAUAACCUCACGAUGGAUAACUACACAUUAGAUGGCAAUGCCUCUUUCCCUAACCCCCGUGAGGAAUAUGACUAUACCACGGGCCAGCCCAAUACAGCAUUGCUAUCUGUCAUAUUGACAUUUGGGACAUUUUUUAUCGCCUAUUUUCUAAAGCAGUUCAGGAACAGCAAGUUUUUAGGGCGAAAUGCCAGAAGAGCAGUUGGAGAUUUCGGAAUCCCUAUUGCAAUUAUCAUAAUGGUGCUAGUAGACUAUUCUAUACAAGACACAUAUACUCAGAAGCUAAACGUUCCUGAUGGUUUGAGUCCUACAGACCCCAAGAAAAGGGGGUGGUUUAUAAAUCCCAUGGGGAUCAACCAACCAUUCCAAGUGUGGCAAAUAUUUGCUGCCAUCAUACCUGCACUGCUUAUUUUUAUACUGAUGUUCAUGGAGAUUCAAAUUACCUCAGUCAUAGUCAACAAGAAAGAGCGUAAACUAAGGAAGGGCUCGGGGUACCACUUAGAUCUACUGCUUAUAGGGUUCUUCUCCUUGGGCCUUGGUCUGUUUGGUAUGCCCCUAGUGUGUUCUGCUGCUGUCCGUACAGUAGCCCACGUCUCAAGCCUCACCAUUAUGAGCAAAACACAUGCCCCUGGUGAGCAGGCUAAAAUAGUUGAGGUUAAGGAACAACGGGUCACAAAUGUUGCUGUACAUCUUAUGAUAGGGGUGUCAGUAUUGAUGGGCCCAGUGCUCCGCCAGGUGCCUAUUGCAGUGUUGUUUGGUGUAUUCAUGUAUAUGGGGGUAGCAUCAAUGUCAGGCAUACAGCUGUUAAACAGAGUAGAACUGAUGUUCAUGCCAGUCAAGCACCAUCCUGAUGUGGGAUAUGUUAGGAGGGUGAGGUCAGUGAAGAUGCAUCUUUACACAUGUGUGCAGUUACUAAGUUUGGCUGCACUGUGGGUGGUGAAGUCUACAGAGGCUGCUCUUGCCUUUCCGUUUGUGCUCAUAUUAACCGUGCCAUUGAGACUUAAACUUCUUAAGUACAUAUUUACAGAGAAGGAGCUACAUGAGUUGGACAAAGAAGAAGAGAGUGAAGAUGAAGACGAAGAUGAACCAGAUUUCUACCAGCAAGCUCACUUCCCAAUGUAACCCAUGCGGUGAAACAUCUGCCACAAUUUGCAUUGUUACUUGUGCAAUUUAAUGUCUGGAACAUUUCUCAAAGUAACACAUUUGAUUUCACAUCUGGAACAUUUGCUUACGUAUGGAAUUUCACAUCUAGAGCCUUGCCAAAGUUACACAUGGAAUUUCACAUCUAGAACAUUUGCCAAAGUUACAUAUGGAGUUUCACAUCUUGAACAUUUGCAAAGUUACACCUGGAAUU